Messenger RNA from Fundulus heteroclitus (mummichog), 2128 nucleotides. Its product is annotated as solute carrier family 2, facilitated glucose transporter member 11. Gene Ontology annotation, cellular component: membrane. The transcript has 13 exons. NCBI's taxonomy places the organism in Eukaryota, Metazoa, Chordata, Actinopteri, Cyprinodontiformes, Fundulidae. The record is from RefSeq and is a predicted model, not a curated record. Gene Ontology annotation, molecular function: hexose transmembrane transporter activity. Bases 31 to 1686 code for a protein of 551 amino acids. Gene Ontology annotation, biological process: monosaccharide transmembrane transport.
AAACACCUGUUCUACCUGGUGGAAAACACAAUGCAGCAGCAGCCUGAAGUUCUUCCGUCCCAAGUCAAUGCAGCGAGCCAGCGCUCACACCGAGGACAUCCUGAGCGCCAACCUUUAGGAAACCCAGAAAGGGACGAAAUGCCAGAAGAUUAUAUGAGCGAAUACGAGCCUCUGCUCACCAAAGAAGGCAAAAAGCGAAAAGGGAUAAAGUUUUUCUGUUUCCAAUUUCCAAACAAAUUCCUCCUGCUGGUGAUGUUUGCGACAUGCAUAGGAGGCACAUUUCAGUGCGGAUAUAAUAUUUCUGUCAUCAACGCGCCCACUAAGUAUGUGCAAGACUUCAUAAACCAGACCUGGAGGCAGCGUUAUCAAACAGAGAUCUCAAAAGAUGUGCUCACACUGCUCUGGUCCACCAUUGUGUCUAUAUUCACCAUAGGAGGAUUUAUAGGAGUGUCAAUUGGUGGGACUUUGUCUGUGAAGCUGGGAAGGAGAGGGACACUACUGGCCAAUAACGCUUUUUCAUUGGUUGCUGCUCUACUGAUGGGUCUGAGCUCCUCUGCUGGCUCAUUUGAGUUGCUUAUCAUUGGACGUCUCCUCAUUGGAAUAAAUGCAGGCAUUGCUCUGUGUGUUGAGCCCAUGUUCUUAGGGGAAAUAGCACCAACUUCUUUACGUGGAGCCAUGGGAACGGGGUCGUCCAUUUUCCUCACUGGUGGCAUCCUGUCAGGACAAGUGAUGGGGCUCAAAGAAGUGCUUGGUGGAGAACAGUACUGGCCCCUCCUGCUCUCCACCACGUGUAUCCCAGCUUUACUGCAGCUCCAGCUGCUGCCCUGGUUCCCCGAGAGUCCGCGCUUCCUGCUUAUUGAUAAAGGAGACGAGGAGAAGUGUAAAAAAGCCCUGAAUCAGCUGCACGGCGCGGCGGGCUCUGACAGUGUGCUGGAGGAUAUCCAGAGGGAGAAGAACAACUUGGUCGGUUUCAAAGCCAAGAAACCCUGGGAGCUCUUUGCCGAUCGCAGCGUACGCUGGCAGGUCAUCACCAUCAUCGUGCUCAACGCAGCGCAACAGCUGAACGGCGUCAACGCUAUGUACUUCUACGCCGAUUACUUGUUCCGACAAGCUGGGAUCGCUGAAGAUAACAUACCUUACGCUACCGUCGGCACAGGUGCCUGUGAAUGUCUCACUGCGUUAACAUGUGGAAUGCUCGUUGAGUCUCUGGGAAGGAAAGUGCUCAUCUCAGGAGGAUACUUAUUGAUGAGCAUCUGCUGCAUCUUAUUCACAGUGACGUUGGCCCUGCAGGAUGUCAGUCCGAUAUUUCCAUACUUAAGCGUGGCCUGUGUGUUUGCUUUUGUCUUAAGCUUUGGUUUGGGACCGGGUGGCGUGACGAACAUUUUAACCACAGAGAUGUUCAAACAAACCACUCGGCCGGCAGCAUUCAUGAUCGCAGGCUCGGUGAACUGGCUCAGCUUCUUCUUUAUCGGCUUGCUCUUCCCCUUUAUUGUGCUUGGGUUGCAGCACUACUGCUUCCUGGUAUUCUUUGUCGUCUGCCUCUCGGUAGGGAUAUAUAUCAUUGUCGUUCUUCCUGAAACCAAAAACAAAAGCUUUGUUGAAAUCCAGCAAGAGUUCCAGUCCAGAAGGAGUAAAGAGAGCAAGUAUGAUGAAGAAGGAGCUUUACUUAUAUCCACUUCUUUAUGAUGUGGCUCUGGUCCAGCACCAAAGCAAACAAAGACUGCUUGUCUGUUAAAAACAGACAAACAUUGAAGGUUUCUUGUCUGCUCAGAACACAUCGUGAUGAACAGGGGCGAUAGGGGCCCAAAAAAUAAAAUUUUAAAUAUACAUGAGCAUUCGGGACAAUUUAGAUUUUUUAUUUUUUUGUCAUGGGGACAAAAUUGUGAAGACACCCCUGGUGAUGAACAAUGCAAACUAUCUGUGGUGCUUUUCAAGAUGUGUUGUAAUCUUUGGGAUCUUUUUUAUAUUUUUUUUUUUGCUGAAAGCUCGAACUGUAAUGACUUUUGUGUCUACUUUGCCAAAAGAUGAUAUGUACAAGUUUCUAAAAAGGGUUCUGUACUGCAUUUUUAAAGCAAAGAUAAGCACAUUAAAUAAAAAAUGUUGUAACCGAUUAGAGUUCUACAUGCCA